GAUUGACUUCUGCUGGUACAACUUGGGGCUAGUACUUUGAACGGUUGGAGACACGGCAGCACCAUCGCAAGAAUUGUAAAUCUCAGCUUUAAUUAUCGCAUCCGGUUUUGGUGAAGGCGCUAUCUUUGUGGGCUCAAUUUGAAUCUCUUUCCAGUAGUUCUAUGUGAUUAAACUUAAAAGCGACACAUCGAUCAUGCAAAGAUAGCCUGCCGACCGACUUAGACUUACAAACACAACCUGCGCACUCACGCCCAGAAUUCUACGACCAUGGCCUCCAGCCUCGGGAAGCACAAGAUCUGGUCGCAGCCGCUGGAAAAAUGGUUGAAGGAGGACCGGCGGGAAGCGCUCGAGGCGCUCUGCGAGUUCCACUGGGACUCGCCGAUAUUCCAGUCUGACAACUUCUACAAUUCCGAGGACAAGAUUUUCGCCACGCUGAAGAAAAAGCACGGCCCGUUCAAAAAGGGCCAGAAGACCGCGAUCCCCAUUUGGCUCGGCUUGGAGUUGGAACAGCGGAAGCACGGCAUGCUGUGGCCACCGCACUGGCUGACCGAACGGAAAUUGAAGCAGGUGUUGCUGAACGAAAAGCGAAAUCCGCACAAAUUUGAACCCGUAGACGAGUGGUUCAUCUGGAUCGCGUAUGACAGUGCACAGCUCUCCUUUCCCCUCAUUUGUAUUGCAUGAACAGCAACACAAACACCAGCACACGUCGAGCCUGUGCAUGGCAAAUUUAUGCGCCUGCUGUAGUACUGUUCGGGCUUGUUCCGGAAUUUGUGAUGCAAAGAGUGCCACAGGGAAGCCCUUGGAUUUGGGGUUUUGCAUGACAAAUGAAGGACAGGGGGAGUUGUGCACUCUCAUAUCGCGCACACGUUCCUGAUGCACAGCAUUUACUUCCGGGUGAAUCCGCGGAAGGAAAUCACCGACAGGUUUCACGAACUGGUGAAUUUCAGGAGACACUAUCCACAGUAAAUUUCCCGUACACCUACAAAUGCGGUCUCUGCAUGGCAAGAAAACUUGUCUUCUUUCCUAGUUUAGCAUGACACACUCCAAAUUGGUGAAAUUUGUGAUGCAUCUUGUACAUGUGCGGGAAAUUUGUAUUGCAUAAACACAAAGCGAAGGAGGGCCUGCGGAUGAUCGGGGACAACAUCCUGUUGGACUGCACGUUUCUGACCAAGCCGGAGAUCACGUUCAUCUAUCCUGUGCAAAAGUAUCGUACUCGUACAAAUGCAAGUCUUGCAUUACAAAUCUUGUUCCCAAGGCAAAUCUGCAUUACAAAUUUUAUUUCUCACGCGGAGGAAAUUUGUAAUGCAUUUAUACGAGUACGAUACUUGUGCAAUUCAUAUCAUCCGAGACAGGUCAAUAAAAGCCAUGAGCUGGAUGGAGUACCUGAAGCACCCGUACUUGGACGCGGUGGACACUUCGGUACGAUGAGAAUGAUACUGCGAAGAUUGGGUUUUUGUUUGUCAUGCAGCACCCAGACCCAUGAAGAUGUACAUGUUCAUGUAGUAGUGUAGUUGUGUGUUGCUAGCACUUGCAGUUGCAAAAAUCAAACAAAAACUAUCCAGGAAAACGCCAGUUCCUCAGGAACGAGCUCCAAGCCUGGGUCUACGACAAACCCCACCAGCACCGGCGGAAACCGGUCCGCAAACGACCACAGCAAGUCCAACAGCGGCAGCUCGGGCGCCGGGUCCGGCAAUCCAAACAACGUUAGCGGGAACCAAGGCGGGGCUUUCGCGGGCAUUGGCGGGACCAGGCGGUUUGGGAACAGUCGAAAUAACGCGGGCAGUAGUCUGGCGGAGUUGAUGACGAACAGCUUGGGGUUCAAUAAUGGAUGAAGAUAUAAAUUGAAAAUGGGGAGGAUGUUAGCGAUAGCAACCGCUUGUUUGUUUCGAAUUUUUUUAUCUUCACUCUGAGCUCCGAUAUUAAAGCCGAAGGACGAUAGCAUCCGUGUUUCCUGUCGUUCGAAUUUGAAGAUUCAAGACGAUUGCGGACACAUGUUUUUUUGCUAGCCUUGGCUCUGUCAAUAUACAAAGCAGCGCGUGUGAAGAU
Molecule: messenger RNA, 2046 nt
Organism: Amoebophrya sp. A120
Lineage: Eukaryota; Dinophyceae; Syndiniales; Amoebophryaceae
Source: the annotation of a GenBank genome assembly